This is a messenger RNA of Procambarus clarkii (red swamp crayfish), 965 nucleotides long. NCBI's taxonomy places the organism in Eukaryota, Metazoa, Arthropoda, Malacostraca, Decapoda, Cambaridae. The record is from RefSeq and is a predicted model, not a curated record.
AAAGGGAGAUUGAGGAGGUCAUACAAAAUAAGGAGAGAGUGCAGAGUCAACCACCCAACACCCACCUACCCAACACCCACCUACCCAUCACCCUCCUACCCAUCACCCACCUGCCCAACACCCACCUACCCAACACCCUCCUACCCAUCACCCACCUACCCAACCCCCACCUACCAACACCCUCCUACCCAUCACCCACCUGCCCAACACCCAUCUACCCAACACCCACCUACCCUACACCCUCCUACCCAUCACCCACCUACCCAACACCCACCUGCCCAACACCCACCUACCCAACACCCUCCUACCCAUCACCCACCUGCCCAACACCCACCUACCCAACACCCACCUACCCUACACCCUCCUACCCAUCACCCACCUACCCAACAGCCACCUACCCAACAGCCACCUACCUAACACCCUCCUACCCAUCACCCACCUACCCAACAGCCACCUACCCAACACCCACCUACCCAACACCCUCCUACCCAUCACCCACCUACCCAACAGCCACCUACCCAACAGCCACCUACCCAACACACUCCUUCCCAUCACCCACCUACCCAACACCCACCUACCCAACACCCUCCUACCCAUCACCCACCUACCCAACAGCCACCUACCCAACACCCACCUACCUAACAUCCUCCUACCCAACACCCACCUACCCAACACCCACCUACCCAACACCCUCCUACCCAUCACCCACCUACCCAACACCCACCUACCCAAUACCCACCUACCCAACACCCUCCUACCCAUCACCCACCUACCCAACACCCACCUACCCAACACCCACCUACCCAACCACCUACCCAACAGCCACCUACCCAACACCCACCUACCCAACCCCCACCUGCCCAACACCCACCUACCCAACACCCUCCUACCCAACACCCACCUACCCAUCACCCACCUACCCAACACCCACGUACCCAACACCCACCUACCCAUCACCCACCUAC